AUGGUCCUCGACUGGAUACAGGUGGACUACCCCGUCAUGGUUGUGGGUCAGUCUCUGUCCCAAACCGAGGGGUUUAAGUGUCUUGUCUUGUUCAUGAGUGAUGGUAGGAUGGAACGGGCGAUAGACAGGCGGAUUGGAGCUUCUCCUGCAGUAAUGCGGGCGCUGAUCCAGUCUAUGGUGAUCACCUUCAUCAUGGUUCCAGCUUUUCUUUUCCUCCUCUUCCUCUCAGGGACCAGUGUCUUACUGAGUGCACCACUUGACAAUGACAAUAAAUCUGAAACGCUGAUGCUGCUUGAUGACAUUGUCAUACCUGAUAUACGGACCAGGAAUGCAGACCCAUGCACUGCCAGGGGCUGCAAGUGGCCCAAAUAUGGACACUUUGUCUUGGUGCCGUACGAGAUCUCCUCUGACUACUCUGUGAAGGAGCGCAAUCAAAUCAUUGAUGGCCUACAGAGCUUCAAUAAGUCUACCUGCAUUCGCUUUGUCCAACGUACAUCAUCUCAUCGUGAUUACAUCCAUUUCUUUUUAGGCGAUGGGUGUUGGUCCUACCUCGGACGUCAGAAAGGAGGACAGAAAAUCUCCCUGACGAAUAAGGGCUGUUUGCAUCUUGGCAAAAUACAACAUGAGAUACUUCACGCUCUGGGCUUCAACCAUGAACAGUCCCGCUCUGACAGAGACAAAUACGUUAAAAUUCUCUUUGAUAACAUCAAGCCAGGAAAGAGGGGCAACUUUGAAAAGAAGAAAACUAACAACUUGGGGACUACGUAUGACUUUGACUCUGUCAUGGAAUACGCCAACAAAGCCUUCUCUAAAAAUGGGAAACCAACCAUUGUUGCCAAAAGCGACCCAAAUCUGGUGUUUGGACAACGCAUACAAAUGGAUGAUAAUGACAUCAACCGCGUCAACAAGCUUUAUGAGUGCUGUUAG
Messenger RNA from Fundulus heteroclitus (mummichog), 927 nucleotides. Its product is annotated as high choriolytic enzyme 1-like. Bases 1 to 927 code for a protein of 308 amino acids. NCBI's taxonomy places the organism in Eukaryota, Metazoa, Chordata, Actinopteri, Cyprinodontiformes, Fundulidae. Gene Ontology annotation, biological process: proteolysis. The record is from RefSeq and is a predicted model, not a curated record. The transcript has 8 exons. Gene Ontology annotation, molecular function: zinc ion binding; metalloendopeptidase activity.